Molecule: messenger RNA, 960 nt
Organism: Spodoptera frugiperda (fall armyworm)
Lineage: Eukaryota; Metazoa; Arthropoda; Insecta; Lepidoptera; Noctuidae
Gene: Uqcc1
Product: ubiquinol-cytochrome-c reductase complex assembly factor 1
Exons: 5
Coding region: 143-892 (249 amino acids)
Biological process (GO): mitochondrial respiratory chain complex III assembly
Cellular component (GO): mitochondrion
Source: RefSeq, a predicted model, not a curated record
CUGUCAGGUGUCAUUGUCAUUCUUGACAUCUAUCUGCUGAGAUUCGGUACUUCAGCUUCAGCUGUAAAAAAAUAGGAAAAUGAAAUAAUAUCCAAGUGGAAAGUGAAUUUAUUGUAUAUCUGUAAUAUAUAAAUAAAACGGCAUGUUCCGAACACGUACUAUAACUCGUGCAUUAUGGCAUCAGCAAACUCAAAUAAGAACACAUUAUGCAAGACCAUGCGCUAGCAUCUUGCAUAUUAGCAAACCAAAUACAAGAAAUUUGAACACUGUAACUGUAGAAGAUAGCUAUGUUAAAAAAUUCAUGAAUGCUGUCGGAUGGAUGGACCAAUCUAGGACACGUUUAAAAUUGACAGGAUAUUUCUUAUAUGAAUGUAUACCAGAAAAUGUAUCUUAUGCUGAAUGGUUUGAGAGCCUAGAAUUGCCUGAUACUUUUGCUUCAUGGUUUGUUAUUACUGAGUUACAUGUUUGGAUGCUUAUGGUGCGUUAUAUGGCUGAGGACAUCCUAUUACCUGUCAAUGAAAAGAAAAAAUACAUAAAAGGAGAUGGACAUUUUGUAAGGAAUUGUAUUAUUGAGGCUCUGUGGGCCGAUGUUGCCAACAAAAUAAAACUUUUGGAGGGUGCCAAUCCAGCAAUAGCAAGAAAGCAAGUAUCAGAAUUGUCAGAACAGUUCCAAGCUUCCUUGGUAGCUUAUGAUGAAGGACUGAGUGAUGACAAAAUACUGGCUGCAGCCAUUUGGAGAAGAUUCUACUCAUUAUCUGAUGAUGUCAAAGCGGAACACAUUGAGAGGCUUGUUAAGUUUAUAAGGCAUCAGGUUGCAGAAUUAGACAAGAUACCAAGUGAAGAUUUAAGGUCAAAACCGAAGAUAUCCUGGCUAAGUAUAUUAGACCACUAAUGUUAUUUAUUACGUAGAUGUAUAGAACAUUUAAGUUAUGUAAUGAAAUAAAUCAUUUGUUGUUUGCA